CUGCGGGCGCUGCUGCCGCCACGCACCGGGGGCCGCCCGGGGGUCCCGGCUCCGGGGCCUCCUCGCCAGCGGCGAGUGCGUGGCGCCGGCCCGGCCGAGAGGCGUCGUCGGCGCGACUGGAUCGCUCCUUGCCGCGGCGGCUGCCAAGGGACCGUCGCCGUCUCGUCGCCUCAGCGUCGCUGUCUGGGCCCAGCCCGCGCUGCCGCCCGCCUUACCUUCCGUCCCUGUUCGGGCCUGCGGGAUGUUCAUUUUAAAGAUUCUGUGAAGAUGAAAAGGGAUCUCUUAUGGCUUUAUGAAAUAUAGAGCAAUACUGUCUGACAUGACGGCAAAAAAUGUUGGUGUGACAUCCACAAAUGGAGACUUGAAAGGAUUUAUAGAUCAGAACCAGAGUCCAACAAAAGGUAAUAUUUCAGUAAUCACAUUGCCAGUUUCCAGCACCAACUCUCCCACUAAGAUUUUGCCAAAAACCUUGGGACCAAUCAAUGUGAAUGUUGGACCCCAAAUGAUCAUAAGCACCCCCCAAAGACUGGCCAGCUCAGGGAGUGUUCUGAUCGGGAGUCCGUACACCCCAGCUCCAACCAUGGUCACACAGACACACAUCACAGAGGCGUCUGCCUGGGGCCCAGGGGAGCGAAAACGGACUCAAGAAAUUAUAGAGUCAGAUUUUUCAGAAAGUAAGAGAAGCAAGAAAGGAGAUAAGAAUGGGAAGGGUCUGAGGCAUUUUUCAAUGAAAGUUUGUGAAAAAGUUCAACGUAAAGGAACAACUUCAUACAAUGAAGUCGCUGACGAGCUGGUAUCAGAAUUCACAAAUUCUAACAGCCACCUAGCAACAGAUUCACAGGCUUAUGAUCAGAAGAACAUUAGACGGAGAGUUUACGAUGCGCUCAACGUCCUGAUGGCAAUGAACAUCAUUUCAAAGGAGAAGAAGGAAAUCCGAUGGAUUGGCCUUCCCACAAACUCAGCUCAGGAAUGUCAGAAUCUGGAGAUAGAAAAGCAGAAGCGGAUUGAAAGGAUAAAACAGAAGCGAGCCCAACUGCAAGAACUGCUACUGCAGCAAAUAGCAUUUAAAAACUUGGUACAAAGAAAUCAGCAAAAUGAACAGCAGAAUCAAGGCCCUCCAUCUUUGACCUCCACAAUACAGCUGCCUUUCUUAAUAGUCAACACUAGCAAAAGAACAAUUAUAGACUGCAGCAUAUCAAGUGAUAAAUUUGAAUACCUCUUUAAUUUCGAUAAUACUUUUGAGAUUCAUGAUGACAGUGAGGUGCUGAAGAGAAUGGGAAUGUCCUUUGGGCUCGAAGCAGGCAAAUGCUCAGCUGAGGACCUGAGAACUGCAAAAUCACUGGUGCCAAAAGCUUUGGAAGGCUACAUCACAGAUAUGUCUGCGGGAUUUUCAUGGUUAAACCAAGGGUUAAUUUCAAGUUCAGCACAAGCAGUUUCCCAUUUUGAGGCAGCUGGAAGCACAUAUGAUGCUAAAUCAAGUGAGAACGCAGGGUUGUGUGUGGAUGCUGAAGUGGCCUUAGCAACGGGGCAGCUGCUUGCCCCCAGCAGUCAGCAGUCCAGCAGUGCCGCGUCCCGGGGCGAGACGCCCUGCUCCUUCAACGAGGAGGACGAAGAGGAUGAAGAUGAGGAUUCUUCCUCCCCAGAAUGAGGACAGGAGAAAAUGGAAUAUACAAAAUGCUGCUCAAAUAUUCUUAAUGGGAGUUCCUGUUUGGAUUUUACUGGUUUCUUGCCUUGGUUUGCACUGUGUUUGGUGAACCAAAAUGGAAGCUUCAAAACAAGUUUAUCCAUAGCUGAAAUUGAAGAAUUGUGUAACUGAACACAGAGUGACGUGCAGAGACAGAGCAAAGUGGGUUUUAUAAACUAUAAAUGAGGAAAAGAACAAAGUCCCUGGAGAUCUGGCAAAGUAAACCUUAAGAUCAUCUUUUCCAUUUUGGGACUCAAGUAUCUGUCUUCCCCUUGUCUUUUUCAAAUGGAGGAGAAAACAGUCAGUCAGUAAAAGCUGAUUCUUGUAUUGUCUUUUGGCUGUUCUGCCUUUAGAAAAAGGGGGAGAGAGCACACACAAAUGUGCUAAAAUCAUAAUUUAAAACUAUUUUGUAUGAAAGUGGUUAUAGGGAAAAGGGACUGUUAAAAUGUUUGCUUUUUUUCUGUUCAACUUGCUGUAUAGAAGAUUCUUAAAGUAAUAUAAAUUGCAAGUGAUUAAAUGAAUCUUGAAAUAGUUUAUAUCCAUUUUAGAUACUCUAAAAGUAACAGGAAGCAUUAGUAUAAAAGGUUCAUAUGUUCAUUUAUAUUGCAGGCCUAAUUUAUUUUAAGUGAUUAUUCUUAGCCAUUAUUAAAACAGUCAGGAAAAAAACCAGUAUUCUCUGCACCAGCUUUUUUCAAGGAAAAUAAGUAAAAAAAUUGUGUUUCUAGAUUACAGCGUAUUCAGUGUAGUUUCUCCUUUAUUGUUCUAACUUUAUAUAAUCCCUUUGAAAUUAGAGCAUGUCUUGUUUUUUUAAAAAAGGCCUCCCACUAUGUUAAGGAUCUCAGGCAGUGUGUUUUCAAGGCAGUCUUUUCAAAUUUGGGGUGGGCAGGUCACAUAACUUUUAAAAUCAUAGGCUGAGGUUCUUAGGGAAAAAAAUUAAAUUUCAACAAUACAUUGUUUCAUGUUUUGCAUUCUGACAGACUUUCUUGUCGGUAACUUCAGUUGCACUCACCUUGAUGCACCUUUGAAAGUUGUGUCAAACCAUGUAAAAUACUCUGUGGCUCAAGUUACCCAGCACAUAUCCCAUGUGAACUGUUAAACUCAGACUUGCAGCAGGAGGCUGUGUUUUCCAUAGCUAACAUCACAUCCAAUCAUAAAGACCUUUAAAAAAACCCCAAAACCUUGAAUAUCAAUGUAAAAUACACUGUAAAUGUACUCUUCCCAUGGUGUUCCAGUGGCCAGGACUUUGCCCAGCUCUAAGGUAACUGUUGUUCAUGAGGUCAAUCUUGCCAGUUUUCCCAGUGCCUGCAGGGGCUGCCCCAUGUCGCAGCAGUCUGGGGCAGCUGUCCUGGCUCUGUUCUGCUCUGGGGGUGGGUGAGGUCCCUUGUGCUGCUGCUCACUGAGCAAUGGCAGCAGCUGCCCUGGGCUGCUGCAGCAUCGCUCUCACAGCCUGGGCUGUGUCCCCAGCAUCUUCUACAGCCAAACCUGCACUCACUCCAAGAGCACCAAGCCUGAGCUACAGAGACAAAACGAGGCCGCAGCCCAAGAGCUGCCUGGCUGUGUGCAGGAGUUAGCCCAGGGCUGUCAGCCACAGGUGAAACUGUGAGGCAUAGACAAGCACCGCCCACACGUUUCCAUUACAAACAGAAGCAUCCAGAUAGGAACUUCUCACAGACAGCUCAAACUCCUGCACCUGAGGAGUGCCUGAGGGCAGCACCAGUGCUAGCCAUGGCUUUGGACUGAGCUGUUUUACAAAUGAAUAGCAAAUGCACAAACUGAAAUGCCUGCUAUGGUACUCACCCUCGGGGCAAGACUGCCCAGCCCAUCCUGGGCUCGUGGCUCACAGGCAGCAGCAGACCGAGGGCUUCUCACCCCCUCACUUCCACCCAAUCUGUAACACUACCUCCAUACCAGAAAAGCUUUACAGACACAAAAAAGUAUUCCUGCUGAGAGAGUCAGUGCAUUGAGCCAAGUGGCUCACUUUUGAAAUGGGGGGAGAAGGGAGCAGGUACUUCACACCUACUAGUAUGGGAUUGUCAGCUUCAUGAUUGACAUUUCAUUUAAACAGAUCAUCACUUUCAUUGUUAAAAAACCCAUUGCUUUUUCAAAACUGCCCUGUCGGUAAGCUUUCAUUGGAAAGGACAUAUCAAAGGUAACUUACAUAUGCAUGAGCCUAAGGAAUUCUUUACAGGGAAAUAUCUUCCAGAGUAGUUGUACCACCCUCUCCCCAGCAAUACAUGAGGGACACAUUUUACUUUACACUUUCUUCACAUUUCCCACUCAAGAUUGAUGUAAAAAGAAAAAAAAGCAAAAUACUAAGCAGUUCCUGAAGAGCAGCACUUUGAACUAUAAGAACCUGGCAAAAAAAAAGGCUUCCAGCCCAGAAAUGGAAUGUAUUUUAUUAGCAGCCAGUCUGCUUUACAGGGGGAGGAAGAUCUUCAGUGACACCUUUCCUCCACUGAUGUCUGUGCCCUUCAGAGCUGCAGCCUGCACAGCUGCUUGCUUUCUGGCAAACAUCAAACUAUCACAUUUAAAGAUAAAAAAUAUGGGCACACAUAACAUUUAUUAGACAGUUGAACCAAGCCUUCAAAAGUUAUUUUUCCUGGACUAGUUGAAUACAAAGGACAAAACAAGUUAGAACAUUUAGAAGAGACUUCAAAAGUAAAUUCUUUCCUUGGGCUUCUUUGUACCAGUUGAGGAUGAAGUUCAACUGAAGCACUGCAGUCUUGUGGCCACACUAAAGUCUGGGAACUAGGAGAAUUUGGGACCUGAUCCAGCCAGUCACCUGGGUAUGAUCUCAGGCAAACUUUUCAAUCAUUCCUGGUGAUCUUGGCUGCCAUAGUUAAAAAAGACACAAAAACCACAAACCAAAACA
Zonotrichia albicollis (white-throated sparrow) is the source of this 4556-nucleotide messenger RNA. It is a transcript of the gene TFDP2, whose product is annotated as transcription factor Dp-2. The record is from RefSeq and is a predicted model, not a curated record. Gene Ontology annotation, biological process: regulation of cell cycle; regulation of transcription by RNA polymerase II. Lineage: Eukaryota; Metazoa; Chordata; Aves; Passeriformes; Passerellidae. Gene Ontology annotation, molecular function: RNA polymerase II transcription regulatory region sequence-specific DNA binding; DNA-binding transcription factor activity, RNA polymerase II-specific. Gene Ontology annotation, cellular component: transcription regulator complex; nucleus.